This is a messenger RNA of Paramecium sonneborni, 913 nucleotides long. The record is from the annotation of a GenBank genome assembly. Lineage: Eukaryota; Ciliophora; Oligohymenophorea; Peniculida; Parameciidae.
AAUUAUUUAAUAUGGCAACGAAAAAUGAUGAUGCUGUUCAAUAUAAUGGUGAAGAUUUGAAAUAAUUUAAUUUCCCUAACAAAUUUGAUCAUCGACAAAGUGCUGUUCCUGGAAAUCCUUGUUAUAAUUUCAGAUUCAGAAUUUUUAUUUUUUUUACUUACAUUGUUAUUACUCAAUUAGGUGAAAUUUUUGGUACUCCAAGUGAUAAUGUUGAUGGUAUAUGGGAUUGGGGACAUUUAUUGACUACUCCUGUCAAUAAAUUAUAUCAAGAUCAUAGAUGGUAUUAAACUUUAAAUUAUUUUAGGUUCUCUGCUAUGAUGUAGAUUUCAUCAGCAUUUAUUUUAGAUUUUGCAUUUUUUUAUGUCUCAUUAUAUUGGGUUUUAUAUGAAAGAAAUUUUAGAUUAUUUGCAGUUCUUAUAUUAUUCUAUGCAAUAAGAGCAGUUCAUUUAAAUAUAUUCAAAUUAGAAUAUUCACCUAACUAUUAUUGGGAAGAUCCUUUAGUACCAAGUUUAGUUGUUAAAUAUGGAAAAUAUUCAGAUUUUUUUUAUUCAGUACAUAUAUUCAAAUAAUCUAAGGGACAUGUUGGCUUUUUAACAAUUUGUGCUCUCGAAAUGAAAAAAGUUGGUAAAAACUAUAUGGCACUUUUUUUCUUCAUAUGUUCAAUCUUUUAAGCCUUUAUUGUGAUUUCUUUUGCAAUUCAUUAUACUAUUGAUGUAAUCUUAUAUAUUAAUCAUAGGUACCAGGAGGAUACAUUUUUUCCCAUUACUUUUUCAAUAUGGUCUGUUAUUGGGAGGCUAAAAUCGAUUUUAUCCUUAAAAGAAUGGCUGAUUGUUUCUCUAGAACAAAUAAAACAAUUAGAAUUGAUUAUGAAAAUGAUACUGAUAAAUAGCAACCAACUGCAAUUUGAACAUCA